Molecule: messenger RNA, 300 nt
Organism: Danaus chrysippus (African queen)
Lineage: Eukaryota; Metazoa; Arthropoda; Insecta; Lepidoptera; Nymphalidae
Source: the annotation of a GenBank genome assembly
AUGGGAGGAGUGGAUUUACUAGAUUCUAUGCUGGGUUAUUAUAGAAUCCAUUUGCGGUCUCGUCAAUGGUACAAGAGGAUUUUUUUUCACAUGGUGGACAUGACACUUGUCAAUGCUUGGUUGUUAUGGCGCCGAAUCAAUGCUGACUCUUACAUGCCACUUUAUGAUUUCAAACUGGCCGUUUCCGAACAUUUGCAUAAAGCAGGAAAAGCAGUUAUGACCAAGAAACGUGGUCGUCCAUCGAGCAUUCUUGGAACUCCGACAUCCAAGCCGGGGUGGCACUCCCUCCCGUAUUCCUGA